This is a messenger RNA of Cladophialophora immunda, 1715 nucleotides long. RefSeq lists its product as uncharacterized. The record is from RefSeq and is a predicted model, not a curated record. The coding region runs from base 797 to 1495 and encodes 232 amino acids. The transcript has 3 exons. NCBI's taxonomy places the organism in Eukaryota, Fungi, Ascomycota, Eurotiomycetes, Chaetothyriales, Herpotrichiellaceae.
GACUUACAGGUCCCUACGUGAACAGGACUGCGUGCACUGAACACAGAGUCUGGUGUCAGUCUCGAAAGAUGCUGCAUGAAACUCGCCCAUCUUGAUCACAAGACCAAUUCCAACGCCUUUCUUUGCUACGAUUCGAAAGUCAUCAAGGACGAGCGGUAGGGUAGCUUAUCUUGAUAAAUCGAGACCAGCUUUGAUCCAGUUUCAACCUUCUGCCGUGGAAUGUGUCAAUGAUUUGAGCGUAUGGUUAUCACAAAAAAGCUGUCAGCAUCGCCGUCAACAAAACACGCAAGGAACAAAUGUCGAGACAUCUUUCCCUGACUAAAGGGCUAUCGCUAUCACUAUCACCGGGCGACCUCGAGUUGAGCAUUAACCUUUCAGUCUGACCACUAAGACCAUGUGGUGCCCGACCUAGGGGACAUGCUUCAAUAAUGACCAACUAGCGUCCGCCUAUAGACUUAUCUUGUACGAUUGAGAGCCAGAACAUGGUCGUCUCCAAAGACAAGCUGGCCGCCAUCGACCCUCCAGCGAAGCUUUCCCUGCGGUGGCCGAGGACGGAGAAUCCGUCAGACAGGGUCGAUUCCCUGCGGGAAGCUGGCCGGCGAUAGCCUCGGAUGGCCUCUGGAGGCUUUUGGUGCGGGGUACGGAAACCUGUGAAAAGCAGGGAGAUGUACAGGUCGAGAGCUGCAACAUUGGGAGUUGGUUAUUUGGUCGUCACAGUCAGACACAUCCCAAAGGACAUUGAUCUGACAGAAUCGUCACAGUUGCGCUAGACAACGUCCAAGAAACGCCGUCGAGCAUGCCCCAACAAUAUCUUCUCUGGGUCAACUCGCGACCACUACCCGAUUCUGGGGUUGAUGAUGACCUGUGGGUGAAAUGGUAUAUCGAAGAACAUGUCCCGGACUUGGUGAACAGUAAGGCCACCGUGCGCGCGGCCAUGUUUCGCGAGAAUUUCGACUUCUCGCUUGAACCAAAGGAGAAGCACCCGCGCAAGUUCUUGGUUUUGUACCAAGCAGACUUUGAAGAGCCGCUCAGUUCCAAAGAGUACCUAGACGACGUGCGGCACUCUAGCGAUAUGUGGCCCGACAAAAAGGGGAACAGGGAGGUGGGAGAUUUCAACGGAAGGAAUUAUAAGCUGAUCCAGGACUAUGAUCCCGAUGGAAAGGGGGAAUCUGCCCCUCCAUUCUGUUUGACCGUUGAGAUGGACCCCGUGGAUGAACCCGACUUCGACAAAUGGUACCGCGAAGAACAUCUCGAUAUGUUGCACAAGUUACCAGGGUAUCGACGAUCGUCCAGGUAUGUCAUUGGCCCGAAGAUGGCUCUGACUGAAGGCGAUCCUCCAAAGUAUUUGGCAAUCCACGAAAUGAAUGAUUUGCGUGGAUUUAUCGGGAAAGAGGCCGAUGCUGCCAACGACACGCCUUGGACGGUGAAGCAUAUCAAGGACAGCAAGACAUUCAUUGUGAGAGGCUGGCAAUUGAUAUACUCGCAAGGGUUUUGAAUAUAUGUGGCUGAGGCGGUGAGAGGGCCGGUCUGAUAGGGUGGACCUCGCCUCUCCUUCAGGCGCGAUGCUUAUGACGCGGACGCCAUGAUGGAUUCCAUCCAGGGCCAGAUGCUCUCAUUUGCAGGUGGAUAGCCCAUAUGCAGCAUUUUGUCGUAGAACCGAGCUUCCUUGGGGCGGCCGUAGUUCAUGAGAAGGAUGUUGUCCUCUAUGGGAACAA